This is a messenger RNA of Melitaea cinxia (Glanville fritillary), 2261 nucleotides long. RefSeq names its product dynein intermediate chain 2, ciliary. Gene Ontology annotation, molecular function: dynein heavy chain binding; dynein light chain binding. Gene Ontology annotation, cellular component: outer dynein arm. The record is from RefSeq and is a predicted model, not a curated record. Lineage: Eukaryota; Metazoa; Arthropoda; Insecta; Lepidoptera; Nymphalidae. The transcript has 17 exons. Bases 1 to 2214 code for a protein of 737 amino acids. Gene Ontology annotation, biological process: cilium movement; outer dynein arm assembly.
AUGGCUCCGAAAAAGCAGAAGGAUACAUCAACGAAGUCCCGCGGCAACCUUGUAGAAGAUGAGGCGCUUGACUGGCUGAAGCCGAGAGCAUUGAUAAAACCUGACAAUCAAGAAGACGUUCCAGAAGCUGAACUUGAAGAAGAAGUUGGUCGGAUAUUAACAACAAUUAAUCCUCAGUGGGUCGCCGAUGAAGUGGCGUAUCAUUAUGGGCAAGGUAGAUUUGUGACCAAAGCCAAACCGACGUAUGGUAAAGCAUAUCCUCUGUAUAUCUACCAGGGGACGGCUAUACGCAAAGAUUCAGAAGAGGCAAAGGCUCAAAUUGCAGCAGGCUAUGGUAUGGUUGGUUUUGAUGACGCUGGACCGAAACGAGUGAAAGUUAAAAAGUCAGCAGCGGAGGAAGAAGAAGAGGAGGAACCAGAGCCCGAAAAUGCUUCACCUGAAGAAGUAAAACCUGAAGAGGAUGUACAAGACGAAGAAAAACCAAAGGAAGUAGUUGAUGAACAAGAAGUUUUACAACCUGAAGCUGUAGAUGAAGAAGCAGAAGCUGCAGCUGACGAAGGUGCUGAAGAAACCGCCCCAGAGGAAAAAGAAGAAAGCGAGGCGCAAGUUGAAGAAAAAAUAGAAAUAAAACCAAGAGUUAAAAAGCUUGCUAAUCAAUUCAAUUUUUGCGAAAGAGCCGCUCUCACAUACAAUUUUCCAAGACGGUCUGUCGACACGCAAACUAUCCCACCACCACGAGCUAAUUAUGGAGCAACUGUUCUCCAAUGCAUCAUCUUCGAUUAUUACCAAGAGGACUACGCUAAAAAGCAACGCGAAAAAGAAGAGGAAAAACCUAAAAGAUUGCGUAAAAAAGCAGCAAAGCAUGUGAAGUCAGCACAACAAAUACAUGACGAGCAACUGGCACAACGUAUUCGCGAAGCCUGGACAAUCCUUGAAAGAUUGGUCAACCAAAACAUUUACGACGAUAUCGCUCAAGAUUACCGCUACUGGGACGAUCCCUCAGAUGAAUUUCGUGAAGGUAUGGGGUCCUUAUUACCUCUAUGGAAAUUUCAAUUUGAGCCGAUGCGAAAUCACGCUGUAUGUGACGUGCAGUGGAAUCCGCACUACCAGGAUUUGUUUGCAGUCGCUUAUGGAUCGUUGGAUUUUACACAACAGCAGAAACAAGGAUGUUUGUGCUUGUACAGCAUAAAAAAUCCAGCAUAUCCAGAGUAUUCGGUCAUCACUGAUUCUCCGAUUAUCUGUCUGGACGUUUUUAAAGAAACUCCUUAUCUUGUUUGCGUCGGUCGCUACGACGGUAACGUAUGUGUUUAUAAUGCACAAUUAACAUUGGAGUCCUCUUAUCAAUAUAAAUCAGAUUCUGUGAGAGAUAAACACAGCAACAUUGUUUGGGAGAUCCGUUGGGGAGCUCGUCUAAUUGACGGCGAGGCAUCGUUCUUCUCAAUAUCUGGUGAUGGGCGCGUGGUGCAGUGGGCGGUGAUGCCGGGCGAGCUGCAGGCCACCACCAUCAUCACUCUGCACUCCAGCGUGCCGCCCAUACCCGGCCCUGAUGGGACGAUGAUCACCGUCAAUAGUUGCGGCAGUUGCAUCUGCUUCCACCCAGAGAAGCCAGAUAUCUUCAUGGUGGGCACUGAAGAUGGGAUGAUCCACACUUGCUCGUUGAAAUACAAUCGGAAUUAUGUCCGAUCGGUACAAGGACACCACAUGCCUGUGUACAGGAUCCACUACAACUACUUCAAUAACAGCAUCUACGCAUCUUGCUCCGGCGACUGGAGGGUGAAGAUAUGGGAAGACGGGCGAGAUGAACCACUGUUCAUGUUCGAACUGGGUUCUCCAGUUGGUGAUGUAAAAUGGGCGCCCUACUCCAGCACUGUAUUUGCAGCGUGUACCGCCGAUGGAAAAGUUUACGUUUACGACUUAAACGUCAAUAAAUAUCGUCCAAUUUGCGUGCAAGCUGUCGUUUCGAAGAAAACUAAGAAACUCACAAGGAUCGACUUCAACCCUAGACUGCCGGUCGUCGUUUGCGGCGAUACUAAAGGUACAUGUCACGUGGUUAAAUUAUCACCGAACUUACGAGUAAUGUGUAAACCACCUAAGAAGGCUCAAGGAAUUGAUCAGCGAAGUUUACAGAUUAUGAAGCUGGAUAAGCUGCUUAGUUUAGUACGAGACCCGCCAUUCCAGACUGGCGUUGUUGACGAAAAGUUCGACGAUGAUUAAACUUAUUUUACUUUAGGAUAAUUUAUAAAUAAAACAAAAAUUUACUU